Molecule: messenger RNA, 1644 nt
Organism: Culex pipiens pallens (northern house mosquito)
Lineage: Eukaryota; Metazoa; Arthropoda; Insecta; Diptera; Culicidae
Product: pickpocket protein 28-like
Biological process (GO): sodium ion transmembrane transport
Cellular component (GO): membrane
Molecular function (GO): ligand-gated sodium channel activity
Source: RefSeq, a predicted model, not a curated record
AUGAUCCCUGUAAAGCCAGUCCUUCCGAAGGAGCCCGUCCAAGUCAAGAAAAAUGUGACUCAAAAACCAAGCAAUGUUCGUUCCUCCUUGAAGUCACUUUUCAAGGAGUUUCUAUCCCACAGUACAAUCCACGGCAUGAGCUACAUCGGAAUGGCUAAAUCCGUGCUGGAACGCCUCUGGUGGAUGACCGUGUUUGUGCUGUCUGUGGCCGGCUGUGGAUUGCUCAUCCAUCAGGUCUACCACAAGUGGGACGAAAAUCCGGUCAUCGUGAGCUUCGACGAGCAGCCCACGCCGGUGUGGAAGAUCCCAUUCCCGGCGGUGACUAUCUGUCCGGAGGCGCAGAUCAAAACGGAUUUGUUCAACUUCACCGAGUGUCUCCACACGGAGUUCCACAGCAGCAGAACUUUGGAUCGAGCAAGGCAAGAGCAGCUGAUGGCGGUGAUGCAGUUGUGUGAUUCGUUUUUCCAUACUUUUGAAAUGUACUCGGAAAAGUAUCCAAAUGUUUCGCCAAACAUUGUUUCUAUGCUGAAAAACUUAUCAGUCACGAUGGAAGACACGAUCAAGUGGUGCAAUUACGGCAAAACCUUCUGCAGAGAGGCUUUCUUUCAAACUUUGACAGACAACGGUAUCUGCUACACGUACAACGGACUCUCAAUGCAGGACAUGUUCAACGACGGAGUUCUCCACGGUGACUAUGAAUAUCUGACGGAAACCAAACUUGCAGAGAAUUGGACCUUGGAAGACGGUCAUUCAGCAGGAUCUCCAUAUCUAACACAUCCCGCGAGAGCUACAGGUCCUGCCACAAGAUACCACAUCAAGGUUGGUAGUCGGAUCAAAGACAUUGAAUCGUAUUGCAAAGAGGAGCAAGGAUUCAAGUUGGUUCUUCAUUCUCCGGACGAAUAUCCGGUCCCGUCGCUCAAGUACGUUCUGCUUCCUCUGGAACAGGACAUAACCGUUGCCUUUCGGCCGCAGAUUCUGACCACGGCCAAAGUACUUCAGAGUUACACCCCGAAACGUCGUCGAUGUUUCUUCAACAAUGAACGCAAGUUGAAGUUCUUUCGCUACUACAAUCAGAACAACUGCGAGGUAGAGUGCCUUACGAACCAUACCUUGGCCACCUGUGGGUGCGUAAAGUUCUCGAUGCCUCGCACGGAGGGAACCCGAGUUUGUGGCACCCCGGAGAUGCGUUGCGUCCUGGAUGCCCAAUCAUACCUUAUACAGUCGCUGGCUAAGAUAAAGCUCAAAGAGACGGUCGUCGUGUCAAAGUGCAACUAUAAUAGCUGGCAAACUUUGGCUCUUAGGGCAGCUCCUAUCGUUCCGAAUGCAACGCAACGUGUUGAUGAGACCCAGACCUCCAAGAUUACCAUCUACUUCAAGGGGGACGAAUUUCUAUCGAUGCGUCGAGGCGAACUCUUUGGACUGACGGAUUUCAUCGCCAAUUGUGGUGGUAUCCUGGGGCUCUGCCUAGGGUUUAGCCUGUUCAGCACGGUGGAGCUGGCGUACUACUUCAUCGCUAAACCUGUCCUUUUGAUCAGGAACAGUCGAAAGACUAAAGACAACAAACCCGUGUGGUAGAUACAAAUAAACUCAAGCAGAUUCAACUGUUCAAGCAAAAAAACAUUACUCAACAAACUCCCCAGCGAU